Molecule: messenger RNA, 2247 nt
Organism: Heterobilharzia americana
Lineage: Eukaryota; Metazoa; Platyhelminthes; Trematoda; Strigeidida; Schistosomatidae
Source: the annotation of a GenBank genome assembly
AUGAAGUCUUCAAACAAGGGUGAAGAGAAGAAGAAGCGGAACAGUAACAACAGCAGUAAACAACUUCACAAUAUUGAUAACACUGAAAAAAGGAACAAUACAAAAUGCUAUAAAGUUUGUCUAGCAAAAUUACGUGAAAAUCUCCUUCUCUUCCUCGACUCUAUAUCAAUACGUGGAUGUAAUCGUAUUGUCAGAGCUCAGACUAGCUUUAUUCGACUCUUGUGGAUAUUCUAUCUUGUCUUUACAAGUUUAUUUCUGAUAUUCUCUGUUGUUCGACUAAUCAAUGAAUAUCGUACUUAUUCUGUAAAUAUACAAACAUAUGUUGAUAUGGAUGCACCAUCAGAUUUUCCUGCUAUCACAUUUUGUAAUCAUCAACCAUUUUCAAGUAAAGCCUAUCAAUUAUGGCGUACAGGUGGAAUUAUUUCACCAACAUAUUUUAGUAAACUGUUACGUAAUGCAGCAGAUUUAUAUUUCAAUGAAAGUCAAUUAAAUAAUCGAUCAUUUCCACCUGAAGCUGGUCUAUUUGCAUUUGUAUUCGAUACAGUUAAAAUGUAUUAUCAAAAUUUAGACUGGCCAAAACCAAAAUGGCUUGGACAUGAACGUAAUCAAAGUAUAUAUAUGUGUUUAUUUCGUUAUGCUGGUGGAAAUUUAGUUAUCGGUGGACCAGGUUGUCAUGAUCAUAUGAUUAUAGUUCGAGAAUUAUCACAUCCACAUCAUUUCAAUUGUCAUACUGUUGAAGUAAAUCAACAGUAUAGUCGAAAUGUACAAGAAUUAGGCUUGAUCAUUUGGUUAGGACCACAAGAAGACUAUGAUGUUCAAUUUAGACAAGCUUUUCUUUUAGAUUUAUUUGAACAAGCCCAUGGAUUACGUGUUGCUAUUCAUGAACCCGGUCAAUUGGCUAAUUUAGACAGUCAAGGUAUACAAAUUGAACCGGGUAGAAUGAAUGAAUUGAAUUUUGAAGCGAAUAAAAUUAUACAUCAACAAACACCACGUAAACCUUGUAUCCAGGAUCCAAAACACAAGUACACAGAUCUGGAAGAAGAUUACAAUUAUGAAUUUGAUUUAUGCUUAAAUACUCAUUUACAAAAUCUACUUAUUCAACAAUGUUCUUGUUUAUACGCUUAUCUGCCACGUGUAAAAGUUCCAAAUUUGAAUCUACCCUAUUGUGGUCGCUUGAUAUCAGCGCAUAAUGCUACAUUGGACACUGUUGAUAUAUUUGCACGUAAAGAAUGUGUACAUAAUAUACUGAGUAAAUCAGCCAUUUUAAAGAAAUCUUUUGAAGAUAACGGUCUAUGCCUAAGACGUUGUGAAUGUGUUGACUAUGAGAGUACUGUGUCUGUGACUACUUGGAGAUCAACACGAUGGCAACUCUAUUGGAGUCAAGAGACGUCAGCAGCGCUUGAUGAAGUCUUCAGUUUACCGAUAGAAGCACAAAAAUUGAAAGAUAACAACAAAGCUUUGCAUAAUUUACAAGCUUAUUUUCGUACAGAUAAUCUUUCAUCAAUAUCAUCUAAUCUGUAUGGAACAGAUAGUUUGACUGAAGCAUACGGUUUCAGUGAUCGAUAUACAUACUUAUUAGUGAAACGUAAGAGUAAUGAUACAAUUGUGAAGGCGGAAACCCUAGUUCUUACAUUAAAUGCAUUAGUUAGUCGUAUUGGUGGAUUGUGUUCAUUAUACAUUGGCAUGACAUUUGCCGUGUUUAUUGAAUUCAUUGAAUUCUUCUAUAUAUUCCUGUUACGUAAUGGAUUAUUAACAGCUCAAAAAAUUCAACAAAAUAAUUCAAAUAAUGAAAAACAACAUUCUGAACUAAAAUCUGAUCAAAAUUAUGAGUUGAAUAAAGGUAUCUCAGCAAAUUCAUCAACACAUUUAAAUUAUAGAAAGUCUAUUCAUCAACUUCUUACACAAAAUAAUUGUAAGGAUAACAGAGACUCGACUGAUUAUCCCUUGCAUCCAGAAUUUGAAUUUCCCACAUGUGAAUUCACAGACUUAAACAAAACUUUUGAUGGUGAUGAUGAUGAUGACAAUAAUAAUAAUAAUAAUAAUAAUAAUAAUAAUAAUAAUAAUAAUAAUAAUAAUAAUAAUAAUAGCGAUGAUAAUAAUGAUAAUGAUGCACCUGUGAUUUUCAAAAAACAUAACACCAAUUCACCUGAAUCUCUUAACUUAUUGAAACCAUUGAACGACGAGUAUUUAAUUGAUUUAAAGAAAGACAAUUUGAAAAUUAAUUCAAUAGAAGAUGAAUUAUUAUAA